GAUGGGACAAAAGAGCACCUUCUGAUGCUGAUCUAGCAUCCAUCAAGGACGAGAAGCUUUUCCAAGCACAGCGCAGCACCAACAGAAUCCAUCCCAUUUCUUUGGAGGAGAGCUCUGGUGAACCUGGUGACUUCACAUCCUUUGCCUUUCCAAAGGAGCUCUGGAAAACUGUCCAAAGCCAUCAGUUUCAGUCCAUUUAGUGGCCUGAUGAUGGCAUCUGUGUUGUGAUUGAUGAAGAAGCCUUUCGAAGGGAAGUGCUGGCAUGGAGAGGACCUCACAGAGUUUUUGAAAUUGACAGCAUUAAAAAACCUCCUUUGACAGCAUAA
Molecule: messenger RNA, 326 nt
Organism: Mesitornis unicolor (brown roatelo)
Lineage: Eukaryota; Metazoa; Chordata; Aves; Mesitornithiformes; Mesitornithidae
Product: heat shock transcription factor, Y-linked-like
Exons: 1
Biological process (GO): regulation of DNA-templated transcription
Molecular function (GO): sequence-specific DNA binding; DNA-binding transcription factor activity
Source: RefSeq, a predicted model, not a curated record